CAGAUGUUUAAUGUAAUCGAAGAAGAAGAAGACUCUAUAAAUAUUUCACUUUCGGAAAAUUAAUUCUACAUUUUUGUUAAUCUGAGCCGAAUUACAUACAAAAUUUAAGAAAUAAUCAAAAGUAUAAGUUUUCUCUACUAUUUACGCCGAAGUGAAUAUGUUUCCAUAAAUUGUUUUUUGUCCGGAAAAGAUAAUACACCACAAAAUACGAACCCACGCAAAAGAUAGAAAAAAUACUUUUUUUUCAUAAACGAUCAAGAAAAACUAUUCGAGAACAACAAGUACCACACAAAAUUAGUUGGAUCAAACAGAUUUACAAUUUAACCAAAAAAAGUCAAUCGGAAAAUUAUUACGGGUCUAAAGAAAAAAAAAACAGAGCUCACACACACUGACUAAAAUAUAAGCAGCAGCAAAAAGAAAAAACACUUACCCAACUAAUACAACAGCAUAUAAAAUAAAUACAUAUAAUAAUGUCCAGGCCAAGACCUAACCUCCGUAUGACCAUACAAAAGGAACCAGAGCCGGAAUUAGUUCCCCCGCGUAAUCUGGACUCGAGUACAACCAUUCAGAUUGGUGAUCGUACUUUUGAAAUUGAUGCCGACAGUUUGGAGAAAAUAUGUGAUUUAGGUCGAGGUGCCUAUGGUAUUGUGGAGAAAAUGCGCCACGAACAGACGGGAACUGUGAUGGCAGUGAAACGCAUCACAGCCACCGUCAAUCGCAAAGAACAGAAACGCCUCUUAAUGGAUUUGGAUAUUUCGAUGCGUUCCAGUGAUUGCCCAUACACUGUACAUUUCUAUGGUGCCCUGUUUCGUGAAGGUGAUGUAUGGAUUUGUAUGGAGGUGAUGGACACCAGUUUGGAUAAGUUCUAUCCAAAGGUUUUCAAAAACAAUUUCAUAAUGGAAGAGAGCGUUUUAGGAAAGAUUGCCAUGUCCGUCGUGAAUGCCCUUCAUUAUUUGCAUGCUCAGCUAAAAGUUAUACAUCGUGAUGUUAAACCAUCAAAUAUUCUAAUAAAUCGCAAUGGUGAAGUAAAAAUGUGCGAUUUUGGCAUUUCAGGUUAUUUGGUAGAUUCUGUUGCAAAGACCAUUGAUGCCGGUUGCAAGCCUUAUAUGGCCCCGGAACGCAUUGAUCCCACUGGCAAUCCGGCCCAAUAUGAUAUCCGUUCUGAUGUCUGGUCAUUUGGUAUAAGUAUGAUUGAAAUGGCAACGGGCAAAUUUCCCUAUAACACAUGGAAAACGCCAUUCGAACAGCUGAGACAAGUUGUCAAGGAUGAUCCACCACGUUUGGAAUCGGGGAAAUUUUCAUCGGAAUUCGAAGAUUUCAUUACGAAAUGUCUGCAAAAGAACUAUACGGCUCGACCCAAUUACGAACAGUUGCUACAGCAUCCAUUCAUAUCGGAGCAUAUACAGCGUAACACUGAUAUUUCUAAAUUUGUUGCUGAUAUUCUAGACUUGCCCGAGUGAUGCGUUGGGAUUGUGGCGGAGAGAAAUAUGUUCGACAACCAUUUACAAAAAAGCAAAGAAUUAGUUUAUAAGCUGUUGCCAUUUUCAUUUCGUAGAAAUUAACAUUAUAUAACUAGUAAACACACAACAAAACACAGACAGAGACAGACAUCAAUCCCAUAAGGCUUCCACGAAAAUAUGUAUUUUGAAGAGAGAGAGAGAGAGAGAGAGUGAAAGCGAAACGUAUAAUACAAGUGAUUUUUAAAGAAACUAAUUCACAAAUCUAUCGGUUAUAGACCAAGAUAAUAAUUUACUGGAACAAGAUUGUAGUUUUGUUAUAUACCAGGAAACUAAGAUAUCCUACUUAAGUCUAUUGAAAUAUGUAUUUCAAAUCUGUACUCCAGUUUAACCAUCAGUUCGGAGAAUCUAGUGUUUUUUUAAUAUCCCUUAAUAAUAGCCAAAAUAGUUACAGUUCUCUCGUGUUGAAACGAACUGAAUUCGAAAAAAAAAACAAUGAUAAUCAAAAUUUAUUUUAUUCGCUUUCUUUUUAGUACUUGUAAUGUAGGAUCGAUUCAAUGCAACCAAGAAAAAAAAAACGACGCAUUAAGUCCAUUGAACUGUAAAACAAAAACUAGAUAUACUUGGAGUUUUGUAAAAUGCCUGCCUCCCUCCAUUGAGAAAUGUGUAGUCUACAAAAAAAAAAAAACAAUAAAGUGUACCGACAAAAUACACUGUAUACUACUGCGCUACUAUAUUUAUAUAUAUUUUUUGAUAAAUUGUAUUUUUUUAUAAGAUAUAAAAGCAGCAAGUUGCAAAAUUAACGCUCCCCUCCUCCUUGAAAGAAACGCAAGCAACUAUAUACACACAUUAAAUAUCCAGCAGUUGUAAGUCAAUUAAUUAUGUGUUAAAAGAGAAUGUAUUUGUACAAAAAAAGUAGAAGAAGAAGAAAAAAAAAAACAAUAACAAAGUAGAAGUCCUGCAGUAUGUAUAACAAGCAAAGAAAAAUCCAAUUGUAAGCAUACAAAUAACCUAUGAAGAAAUUAUGAACUGUUGACAAGUGCUUUAACGUUCUAAACAAAAAUUAAAAUAAAAAAAGUAAUUAUUCAAAAGUAGUUUGUAAAUAAA
Molecule: messenger RNA, 2564 nt
Organism: Musca domestica (house fly)
Lineage: Eukaryota; Metazoa; Arthropoda; Insecta; Diptera; Muscidae
Gene: lic
Product: dual specificity mitogen-activated protein kinase kinase 3
Exons: 4
Coding region: 471-1460 (329 amino acids)
Biological process (GO): protein phosphorylation; stress-activated MAPK cascade
Molecular function (GO): MAP kinase kinase activity; ATP binding
Source: RefSeq, a predicted model, not a curated record